This is a messenger RNA of Geodia barretti, 318 nucleotides long. Lineage: Eukaryota; Metazoa; Porifera; Demospongiae; Tetractinellida; Geodiidae. The record is from the annotation of a GenBank genome assembly.
CCAGAAAUCGGGUAUGAGCGAAGUCUCGCGUGGAUAACUGAAGAGAUCAGUUCUCAGAGGAUCUAGUGUCCAUGUUACUCAGCAGCCGCAUCACCUGUGUAUAAUGUGGAGGACCCACCCACAAUACCAGCAGGUAUAAUGUACCUGCGUUCUCUCCUGGGGCGAGAGCUGUUGACUGAUGUGAACUAUGGCCUCCUGUGUUACCUGUGGAUGACUUGUAAUCAGACUGCAGGGAGAGAAAUUCAGCAGCUGCUACGUCAGAAACUUUGUGUGACUUUAUGCAUGUCUAGUGACCAAUCUAUUACGUACAGAUAUAUU